AUGACAACCCCAGACGACGACGAGGACCCAUGGCAUCUCACCUCUCCCGGGUGCCACGUCGCCCUCACCCACUCGCCCCUCGAUAUUCCCUCCACCAUGGCCCUCGUACGCAGUCCCUCUGCCGGCGCCAUUGUCCUCUUCGCCGGAACCACGCGAGACAACUUUGCCGGCAAACCCGUCAAGGAGCUGCAGUACACGUCGUACCGCCCCCGCGCGCUGCGGACCAUGCUCGGCAUCGCGACGGCCCUGCACGCCGAGCACGGCCUCGUCGGGCUCGCUCUGGUGCACCGCCUCGGCGUCGUGCCCGUCGGCGAGGAGAGCAUCCUGAUUGCCGCGUCGUCGCCGCACAGGCAGGCGGCGUGGCGCGCGGGCGAGGCGGCGCUCGAGGCGUGCAAGGAAAAGGUCGAGGUGUGGAAGCGCGAAGAGUUUGAGGGCGAAGAGGAGGGCGUGUGGCGCGCCAACAGAGACGGGGCGGUGGGUGAAAAAGUGGCGGAGUGA
Messenger RNA from Beauveria bassiana ARSEF 2860, 498 nucleotides. Its product is annotated as molybdopterin synthase large subunit. Gene Ontology annotation, biological process: Mo-molybdopterin cofactor biosynthetic process. Gene Ontology annotation, molecular function: molybdopterin synthase activity. Gene Ontology annotation, cellular component: cytosol. Lineage: Eukaryota; Fungi; Ascomycota; Sordariomycetes; Hypocreales; Cordycipitaceae. The coding region runs from base 1 to 498 and encodes 165 amino acids. The transcript has 2 exons. The record is from RefSeq and is a predicted model, not a curated record.